Messenger RNA from Monosiga brevicollis MX1, 1511 nucleotides. RefSeq lists its product as uncharacterized. Gene Ontology annotation, biological process: carbohydrate metabolic process. The transcript is spliced from 7 exons. Gene Ontology annotation, molecular function: sialate O-acetylesterase activity. The record is from RefSeq and is a predicted model, not a curated record. NCBI's taxonomy places the organism in Eukaryota, Choanoflagellata, Craspedida, Salpingoecidae. The annotation marks the transcript as partial.
AUGCGUGUGAUCGGCAUGCUUGUUUGCCUUUUGGCUGUUGGCACUGUUCGGGCCAGCGUUCACAUGCCCAGCGUCUUCUCCGACAACAUGGUGUUGCAAACCAAUGCCGCUUAUGGUGCUCGUGCCUUCUUCUACGGCACGGCCAACCCCAAUGAACGCGUCAUUAUCAACAUGACCGGCGUGAACAGAGCCGUGUAUGAGGUGACGGCCGACGCCAAUGGUGAUUGGAAAAUUACCUCAAAUCCUCUUCGCGUCACCGAGGAUACUGAAGCGUUCACGGUAACGGGUGAAGAUGGUGAUCCCAUUAUUGCCCGCAACGUCUCCGUCGGUGAGGUCUUUCUUUGCUCUGGCCAAAGCAAUAUGGUCUUCCCCGUCGCCCUCUCUCUCAACUCGUCCGCGGAGGAGAAGGACGCUGAAAACUGGCCUCAAUUUCGUUUGUUCCUUGCCUCCCUGGUUGCCAAACCCACCGAGCAAAAAGACGUGCCUGGAAAAUGGGUUCGCAACACGCCCGGCAACGUCUCUGGCUUCAGCGCCGUCUGCUACUUUACUGCCCGCGACACCAUGCGUCUUCUCGGAAACACGGGUCCCGUGGGCUUGGUGCAGAUCGCUUGGGGUGGUACCCGUGUCGAGUCCUGGAUGUCGCCGGAAGCUCUUGCGGCCUGUCCCAACCCACCGUCCUCUGGUCAGAACAAGCAGAAUACCCCAACGUACCUGUGGAAUGGUAUGGCGGCACCCGUCAUCCAAAUGUCCUAUCGAGCCAUGCUAUGGUAUCAGGGCGAAGCCAAUGCCGCUGGUUCCAACUCCACGGCCUACUACAGUUGCAAUUUUCAGAGCAUGAUCGCCGACUGGCGCCGCCGCGCGGGAUACGGCGACGUGGCCUUCGUCUUCAUGCAGCUGCCCCCCUCAGUGGAUGCCAGUGCUCCCAUUGACAGUGUCACCGGGCGAAACGAGAUCCGUGCUGCUCAAGCACAGUCUCUCCCGCACCCCGAAGCCGAGACAGACAUCUCCGGAAUGACCGUAGUCAUUGAUCUCGGUGGCAUCUCAGCCUGGGGCGUCGAUCAUCCGCCCGCCAAGAACAUCAUGGGUCAUCGCAUGGCGCUUCAGGUCCUGCACGUGGCCUAUGCUCAACAACAACAAUGGAACGGCACACUACGCUACACGGGGCCACUUUUGGAGAGCGUGACCACCUCUGACAGCGAGACAGCCGUCAUGUUUCAAGACUGGUCUGCCGAGGGCCUGUACUUCCAAGGGCCCGUCAACUGCACGACGUGCUGUGCCCAGACUCCUUUUGAGGCAAGCCUUACGCUGUUUUUAUUGCAACACGUGCUGCCUGUGGGCGCUUCCAACUGGUCAUGGAUGAACGGCAGCAUCCAAGACAACAAAAUUGUUUUUGCUAAAGGAGACAUAGCCGAGGUUCGCUAUGCCUGGACAGACUUUGUACAGUGCGUGCUCUUUAACAAGGAUGGCUUGCCAGCGGCACCUUUCAGUGUCAACACCACUGCUACCGCCAG